UAACAUUGGAGCGAUAGUCGUGCGAUCGUCGUGCCGACGUGAUAACGUAACCGUGACAUUCAAAGCGACGUAGUGCACGUACAUAUGGCGCUUCCAGAGAAUGACAAUCCUUGGUCGUUUUCGAUAAAGGUAUUGUCCAGAUUUGACAUUGAUACUAAAGAAACGUUCAACUAUGAGAAGUUCCGAACGCUUUGCGUCCGACUAUUCGGCGCGGACGAAGUCGAGCAAGAUGAGUGGAGGGUACGAGAGAUAUUUGAGCUGUUUGACGCAAACGCAGACGGUGUGCUGAACGACCAAGAAUUGCAUAGCUGUUGUAAAUGGAUACAAACGAUUGUGAAUCCCGUUAAUGUUUUGCUAGUCGUCGAUGUACAGAACGAUUUCAUCGAUGGCACUCUGGCACUUCGAAAAUGCGGCUUUGGGCAAGAAGGGUUGGAAGUGGUGGAACCGAUAAAUCGGCUUUUGAAAGAGGGUCGCUGGAACAAAGUGAUAUAUACACAGGAUUGGCAUCCUGAAAAUCACAUCAGCUUCUUUGACAAUUUGGCGAUGCGCGAACUUCACCCAAAAUCUGAGAUCACUAAGGAAACGGCGAAACCCUUCGACACCGUUGUUUUCUUGCAACCUCACUUAGCGCAAAUACUUUGGCCAAAACACUGCGUUAAGAACACCUGGGGCGCUGAAUUGCAUAAAGAUCUGCUAAUAUUGCCUUCUUCCGAACGGGUAUAUAAGGGUCAGGAUCCAGACAAAGACUCAUAUUCAGCAUUUGAAAAAGAUGCGGAAGGCUCCUCGGAACUUGAAAAAAUUUUGUCGGCCGUUGGAGCCACGCACUUGUAUGCCUGUGGCCUCGCCUAUGAUGUAUGUGUAAAGGAGACGUGUUUGGAUGGUUUGCGAUUGGGUUAUCCUGUAGCUGUGAUUGAUGAUUGCUGCCGUAGUGUCGAACCCGAUGACAUAACAACUAAAUCAUAUACUGAAAACGGCGCACUAGUGGCGUGUUCCGACCGUAUUCUGCCUUUGGUGAACGAAAGCAAGCAUAGUCUGGUGAUGGCGCAUCACGCCGCGAAAUUUAUUAGCUAAGC
Messenger RNA from Mycetomoellerius zeteki, 1073 nucleotides. RefSeq names its product nicotinamidase. Bases 85 to 1071 code for a protein of 328 amino acids. Gene Ontology annotation, molecular function: calcium ion binding. The record is from RefSeq and is a predicted model, not a curated record. NCBI's taxonomy places the organism in Eukaryota, Metazoa, Arthropoda, Insecta, Hymenoptera, Formicidae. The transcript has 4 exons.